Molecule: messenger RNA, 6912 nt
Organism: Rhincodon typus (whale shark)
Lineage: Eukaryota; Metazoa; Chordata; Chondrichthyes; Orectolobiformes; Rhincodontidae
Gene: sigmar1
Product: sigma non-opioid intracellular receptor 1
Exons: 3
Cellular component (GO): endoplasmic reticulum
Source: RefSeq, a predicted model, not a curated record
GUCUUAAUCAUGAGCAAGCAUUCACAAAGAUUGUGGUCGAGUUAAGGAAAAGGUACCCUGGUCACAUACUUCCAGAUGAGGACCUGCAGUGGAUCUUUGUAAAUGCUGGUGGCUGGAUGGGUUCUAUGUGCCUUUUGCAUGCAUCGCUAACUGAAUACGUGCUACUUUUUGGAACAGCAGUGGACACGGGAGGACACUCAGGUCGAUAUUGGGCUGAAGUGACUGACACUAUUAUCUCAGGAACCUUUCAGCAGUGGAAAGAAGGGACAACUAAAAGUGAAAUAUUUUACCCAGGUGACACUAUUGUCCAUUCCAUAGGUGAAGCCACAUCUGUUCGCUGGAGUGCCGGAACAUGGAUGGUUGAAUAUGGUAGAGGUUUCAUUCCUUCCAUGUUGGGGUUUGCAUUGUCUGAUACAAUCUUCAGCACACAGGAUUUUCUUACUCUUUAUUAUACAAUAUCCGUCUACACAAAAGCACUUAUAUUGGAAGCCAAUACAUACCUCACAACAGCUGGAUUCUUUUGAUGCUGGGUAGAGACCCAUUUUGUAAUGUACACAUUUUACUGGUCUCUUUUUGACAUUGGUUUGCAUCACCUACUGUUUGAAAAUUUACUUGUGUUCAUCAAAUCUAGAAAAUUUGCUUGUUAUUUGUAUGCUGCCUUUUUUUGAUAAAAUUCCAACCUUUUUAUGUGCUGUACAUUGAGCAACACUUAAAGCAUUGUGUAAAAGAUCAAAUCAGAAAUAUAGAUCUGUUUGCAUAAUCUCCCCUACGUCAGUUUGGAUAUCAAUGUUUUGCUGCAUCUUUUAGAACUAGUUUGGAUGGUAAAUUGAGAAGUGCAGGACUGUGAACAUGUUAUUUCUAACUGCUGUAGUGAAUCUUUAGCAUGUUUCUGUAUCUAAACUACUAAACCUGAUGGUAAAAGACAUUUCUUAGAUUUGGUUGGUUACCUCAAUAUUAAGUUCUGUAAAUCCAGACCAUUGAAUCAAACAGAUUUUUACAUUUAUAAUGAGAUUAAAUUGUUAAUAGGGUUUAAUUCAUAAUUUUCUGUCAUAAAUUGUACACAAAUUCAUUCAUGGUGUCAGUAUUUUCUAUAUCAUUUGAAUAUUUCAAUAUUUUUCUAAUCUGAGCCAAUAUGACGAGUGGAAUUGUGAUAGGAUACAAUGUAGAUGUGUUGAAAUACAAAAAAAACCUCUCGUUCGUUUAAUCAAUGCAAUAUUAAUGGGUGUUGUAAGUAUUUUGAGAUUUCAGAAUCCUAAACUGGUUCGGUUGCAGUCCUCCUGUUGGCCCUAACUGUCAAUAGCUUCCCACAUUUUCAUCUAAAACUUACUUUUCCCCCCUCCACUUCGAGCACUGUCCAGCACAAAGGCAAUAAGAAUGCCUGUGUCCCUGUGCAACCUCCAAUUGUCUUGCAUUUUGAUGACAAGGCAAUCACUUCACAACAAUUUCACAAACAUUUUGGUCACCAAAUAGCAAACAAUGUGUAAAUUAGUUUAAAUUAAUGGGCCUCCAUGUCACUAACCUCCUGAAGCUGACCAUUCACUAGGUCAUGUUUUGAACCAGGUGUGAAAGCAGACUCCCCUACCCCCCCUUCCUGGUGUCAGUAAGAAAAUUGUUAAUGUUUUCUUCACAGGUUGGUGACGGUGCUAUCUCAUCUCUUGCUCUUUUGUGGGUAGAAUUACCACUAGCAUAGUAGCAUUUUUCUCCCUGUCAUUAGUUUAUAUAGAAUAUGAUGGGAGAUCAUUCAUUAGAUGGACAUUUUAUAUCUGAUAAUUUAAUUAAGUAAAUUUAUUAAUGGCAUUUUCUUUUUGAUCAUUCUGUGGAAAGCCUGUAAUGAUCAUGGCCACCUGUAUAGUUGUCUGCAGAUUUUGUAGAUGUUCUGCUUAUUUUUGAAGACUUGAUCUUUUUCUUUGUCUUCUAACAUGUGUUGCAAAUACAACUGAGAUACCCUUUCUGACGGGAAUACUCUAGUCCAGAAAACCAGAUAAAAGCUCACUUCUUAAAUUUAAAGCAAAAUCUCCAAAUGCGCUGCAACUACCACAAACUUAUGCUUUUAGUUAAAAUGCAAGGUAGUAUUGAUCCAAUUGAGGAAAAUUUGUGGGUUGAAGUGUGGUUGGGAGCUUUACUAUUUACAAAUUUAAAUGUAAAAUGUAACUAUUUAAAAUUCAAUAUAAAGUAAUACUUACCAAAUAAUUUACCUUUUAAAAUUCUUGCGUAUGCAGUGAUGCUAUACACCCUUUCUCCUUUCCACACAGAUACACUCAUAUGUGAUGUAGGCACUUGAAACCUACAUGAAAAUAAAGCUAUCUCAAAUGUGAAUGUUAUUUACAACAAAAAAAGUUAUCUUGAGCCGAAACUUUCCUUUUCUCAGUAAUUUUUUUUGCAAUUUUCAAGACCAUUGUUUCAGUCUUUAGUUUAAAAAAAAUGCUAUCAUGGGUAAACAGACAUUGUGCUAUUGGAGACUGCUUUUUGCAUUACACCAGUUAGUGUGAGCAGAAGCAACGAACUGUGUUGCCAUCGAGCUCCUUUUAAAAUUUGCAAAAUGAUGUCUGAUCGGCAUAUUUGGAUCAAAAACAGAUUGAAAGCUGCAGAAGCGCAGCAGGUCUGGCAGCAUCUGUCGAGAGAAAACAGUUAACAUUUCAAGUCCAGUGAUCCUUCAGUGAAAAUGCAGCUAGAUCUGCUGUGUUUCUCCAGCACAAUCUAUUUUGGUUCAGGUUUCAAGCACCUGCAGUCCUUUAUUGUUUAUGUUUAUUUCAGCAUAUUUGAUGUUAUUAAUGCAGCUUCUUUACUUAUCAAAGUGUAAAACAUUUGUCAAGAAUUUUUAAAAUUUCGAUAGCUAAUUAAAUGCUAGCAGAAUUUAUUGUUUCUUGUUUAUGUUUGUAGUAUGAUCACCAUUCUUGACACAUUAGUUCAAUUAGUAAAUGGGAGGAAGUGCCCAAAUCAAUCUUUACGUGAACCAAGAAAAGAUGGUCCAGUAUGUUGCUGCUUCCUGUUUUGGGUCAAUUUAAUAUCAAAUAUAAGUCUUCAAUAUUGCAUGCAUGAAGUUGGAAUAAAUGUGUAAUAAUUCAAAUAAGAUCUUUUUUGGAUUGGGAUAUUUCUAUUAAAGCAUGGAACAAAGACAUUUAGACAUUGCAUGGAUUGUGAUGGUGUGAACACUUUUAGAUGUUGGCUUUUUGUUGACAAAAUCAAGUGGCUUAAACUGCUCUAUGUAAAAGAUUUACUGUACUUUCACAUGAAGUUUGCAGCAGGUUGAAGUAUUCUGAGCUAAUUUUAAUUGAGUACUUGACCAUCCAGCUGUUAAGUCCUGCUUUUGUUUUUCUGGCUUUGGUAAGCAUUAAGGUGAAGACCUCCUGCCUUUCUCUAUUCAUUCAACAGAGAGUCACCACCCACAAUGUUUUGGUCCCAACUGGUCCUGAUUGGUUUCUUGUACAUUUCCUUUGUUUUUAAAUUUAUAAUGUUGAAUGCUCUUCUGAGACUUUAGCUUUGAUUUUAUGUUGGUUUUGGAGAGACACAUAGGGGUAUUCUGGGCGAGUGUCCAAUCUUCCGUGCUGAGGCUCAAAGAUAUUUGACUUCCUAUGCUGCUCAUUUGUAUGUUCAAGAUUAGGCGUGUUCUUGACCCUGGUAUGAGUCAUUACCUAGCCAGCAGGCAAGUGGAAUAAAAAUUCAGGUUAUAGGAUAUCAUCACUGGAGCCUGCAGGAAUGUUCCCCACUAUUCGAAUGAAUGGUGAGUGGGAAGAUGCAGGGGUGAUAUGCUAGCAGGGUGGGGUGGAAGCUUGGAGUGAGAGGACUCCGGGAUUUACUGAAUUCUGGCUCAAAGGAAUUUUUAAAUUAAAACUUGACAGUUUUGACCCUUGACUUAGUUUGCAGAAGGUUAUCACCUCGUGAUAAACUUUGUUAUUGCUCAGUCCCAAGGUUUCAGCUUGGAUCUUGAUGAUCAUCUUCAUGCCCAACAUAUUUUUUUUAUUUUAAAAAAAUCCCACCACAUAAAUUUACGAUAAUUCAGAUCAUGGCAAAAAAGGACUAGUUAUGUCCCUGCUCCAUUUUGACCAGUUUCUGCUUAGUCGGGAGGUACAAUCUGUAGUUUCUUAUGUGAUAGUGUGCAAUUUUUUUUAAUUGUCUGUAGCUAGUACUGCUGAUGGAAGCAAACUUAGAAAUUGUGUUGCAUGUGAAAUAAAGCUGAAGUCCCAAAAUUAUGGAAUACAAUUAUUGCACUAACUAGUAUACUAAAAAUAAAGCUGAGGAAUUCUGCUAAGUCAGCUAAAUGGCUUGAAGUUAUUUUUCUUUUUGAGGAGUGUGGUGGGAGGGUGAUGUUAAGUGGUACUUGUUUGUUCUGUAUUUUGCUUUGUUUAUUUGAUACGACUUGGUGAAAGGUAACAAAUAUAAUUGCUGAAAAGCGAGAUAUGUGCAAACUUUGGUCUUGCACUUAUUAGGAGAAAACAUAACAGUGCCACAUUUCAAACAUUCAUAACAGAAAAGAAUGCUGAACAUGUCACACUCUGGCCAAGACAUCACCAUGACACUUAGGGAGUGUAUAGAUCCGCUUUGGUUUCUCCAUCACAACCUCUUAGAGUCAACUCAUCAUUUUGAAACUUAGCAUCUUGUGUUUGUCCUGAAAUGUGCAAUAGACAAAACUGAAAGAUAUCUCUCUUUCUUACAGCAAUAUUGAAUUUCUGUAUUGCCGAGCAAUUGUUUGAAAUAUAAUUUGUGUGUCUUCUGUUAUGGCAUUUGUUUUUUUUAAUCAAAAGUUUUACCUUUUUUGGAAAUAUUGCUCAAAUAUUUUUAAAACGUUUCUGUUCCAGUCUACUACCCUAGUUGUAUUUGUAAAUAAAAACUGAUAUACAAGAGUUAGACAUAAAUAACCGAGCAUUAUGUAAGUGGCCUUUGACGAAUUGGUUUUUGCUUUGUUAUACUACUUUUUGAUGACUAAUGGUAUUACCAUUUUAGUGAGAGAUGCUAGAUUGCCAUCAUGAUUCUUCCUCCCACCCACGUCCAAAAGUUUAUUGGAAGUACUGAAUAUUAGAAAUUGUAAAUUUUGUAUUCUUGCAUUACAAUCAAUAUUUAAACUGUACCAUAGACAAAUUCUAUAAAUUGUUUAUGAUAGUAAACAAGGGAUAUCCUAAAUCUUUUGCUUUAUAGGAAUAUUUAUCUGGGGCAGAAUCAUUAUAAUAGUUGUAUCAAUAAGAUUUGAAAGAAUGAGUACCUUUUUACCUUUUUUUCAUAUUUAAAUCCUAUUUUGGAACACUAACUCUGGGAACUAAAGCUGUAUGUUUGGACCUAAUGUAUUCUCAUCAUUUCUCUGUCUCAUUCAAGGACAUUGGAAGGUUGUUGCCAUGUUCAGCCUUAAGAUAUGUGAAGUUUGCAUUUUGAAACUCUGUAGCAAAGUGUAGGUGCCAGACUUUGGUAUACUGUAGCUGCAGGACCUGUACAGUUAAAUGAUCUUUCAUUUAGCAUUCGUUUGAUUGUCUGUCUUUGUCUUUGAAAGAUCUUUAAAGUUUUAGCGAAGAUCUGUUGCUCGGGUUGUGGCUGGAGUUGUUGGUUUUCGUGCAAAUGUUUCAUCCCCCUUCUGGGUGACCUCUUCAGUGCUGUCUAGCAUCCAUUGAAGCUGUGUUGUUCUGUUCCAUUCUGAAGUUAAAUGGUCCAGUCUAUUGUGGUGGGUAGUUCUGUUUCCAAUUUUGCUCCGUAGUGGUAUGUAGAUGGGGUCUAUUUCAACAUAUUUGUUUAUGGUACCAAUGGUUGAAAACCAAGCUUCUCGGGAUUCUCAUGCUUAUCUUUGUUUUACUUGUCCUAGUACUGUUACAUUGUCCUGGUUAAACUGAUGCCCUUCCUUGUCAGAGUGAAUAGAAAUGAGGGAGAGUUGGUUGUGCCAUUUUGCUGCGAGUUGGUGUUUGUGUAUCCUGGUGGUGAGUUUCCUGACCGUCUCUCCUGUAUAUUGCUUUUCUCAGUUGCUGCAUGGUAUUUUGAUGUCACAUUUGUCCUGAUCAUUGUGGGUAUGGGAUCUUUAGUCUCUGAGCGUAGCUGGCGAAGUGUGGCUGUUGGUUUGUGUGCUAUCAUUAUUCAAAGAGGUUGUAGGAGCCUUGUAGUCAGUUCCGAUAUGUUCCUAAUAUAGGGUAGGGUGGCCAGUGUGUAGGGGCGUACAGUGUCUUCUUGGUGUUGUUUAUUUGACAGGGAUUGGCAGAUGAAGCUGUUAGGAUACCCAUUGCUUGCAAAGACUUUGAUAAGGUGUUCCUCUUUCAACUACUGGUACCAUAACAAACAUGUUGAAAUAGACCUCAUGUACAUCACUAAGGAGCAAAACUGGGACCAGAACUAUCCACUAUAACAGACUGGACCAUAUAAAUUCAGAAUGGAACAGAACAACAGCACUGAAGGUGUCACCUUGAAGGGGGACGAAAUAUUUUCAGGAAAACCAGUCUGCUUGGCGAACCAACCAACAACUUGAAAGACCUUUACUUGUGCCCCAGUUACAUCUUUGAACUGUAAAUUUGUUUACAUCCUGUGCAUUGCAAUUUGUAAAUUUUAUCCAGAUCCCUAAAAUUAUUUAUUCUGAAGUCUGUGUAUUGGAGGCUUAUUAAUGCCUUAAACUAAAAAUAUUACUGAGUGUUGAAACUUGCCUUUGUAACUUGGAAGGAUGUUUGCAACAUGAUGUCCUUCUGAAUAGUUAGAAAUACGGUAAAAUGUAUUUAAAUCAUUGACUUGAAGCUUUUAAUGUGUUAUCUGAAAAUUUUGCUAUUUAAUUGUGUGAAGUGCCACAAAGAGCCUUGCGCUUAUUCAUUAGUGUCACAAUUUAGCUUACUGUAAAUCAGUUUCUUAAAUAUAUGGUCUUAAAACUGAAUUGAAAAUAUUUAUGUAUUUGACAUGCAAGCAUAGAAAAUAAAUAUAUAAUCUGCUUUAAUAAAUGAUGUUUUAUUGACAAUA